ACACACACGCACACACAUCGGAGCACACCGGGAGAGCACAGAUGUGUUCAACUUUUCCCUUUUGUCACAUUUGAAUAUUUCAUUCCUAUUUUUUGUUCUUCUUGUUGGUUCACUUUGGAAGCGGAGGCAGCGCAAUUGUGUGGGAGCAGAAAGCACCUCCGCGUGGAGGACAAAGCAGGUUUUUUUUUCCCCCUUCUUUUUUAUUUCCUCCGGGAAGACGAAGGAGAGUUGCGGGGUUCCGCCGCCUCGGAGGAGUGGAGGAUAACGGGAGGGGGGGUGGGGGUGGGGGGGGUGGGGGCUAGGAAGACGACCACCUCUCGGAUAUCCGUGGACAUGGCGCUGGAGAGGAGACUGGACCUGCUGCUCGGACUUGUCUUGCUUGUGCAGUGUGUCCACGACGCCGGAGCCCAGACCGGGGUCGCUUACUCCUAUGUGCAUGGUAGGCAAGUGGUGAAAGAGGAUGUGGCCGUGGACAUGAAAACACAUGCGCACCGCUGGAGGAGAUGGCUUCCGAACAGCCUGCGGAAUAAGGACAGUAACAGGGCCAGUCAGGAGCAGGAACGUGACAAAGAGGAAGCGGCGCAAGAAGAAGAGGCCGAGCGCUUCCCGGACCUGAUGUCAGUCGAGGACACUGGCAACAGCUCACAAAUUGAGGAGGACACAGAUCACAACUACUACACAUCCAAAAUUUACAGCCCGGCGGAGCCAACAAGCAAGGGUUUGUGGGUAAACAUUGAGCAGAUGGACAAGGAGAAAGUGAAGAUACAUGGGAUUCUGUCCAACACCCACAGACAAGCAGCAAGAGUCAAUCUGUCCUUCGAUUUCCCUUUUUACGGACAUUUUCUCCGUGAGAUCACCGUGGCAACUGGCGGGUUCAUUUACACAGGCGACGUGGUGCACCGGAUGCUAACCGCAACACAAUACAUCGCCCCCCUUAUGGCCAACUUCGACCCGAGCGUGUCCAGAAACUCGACUGUCAUCUACUUCGACAACGGUACGGCUCUGGUGGUGCAGUGGGACCACGUUCACCUGCAGGACAACUACAACCUAGGCAGCUUCACGUUCCAGGCCACACUGCACGACACUGGACGCAUCGUCUUUGCUUACAAAGAGAUCCCGGUAGAACUGUCACAGAUAAGCCCAGUCAACCACCCAGUGAAAGUGGGCCUCUCGGACGCUUUUGUGGUAGUCCACAAAAUCCAGCAGAUCCCCAAUGUGAGGCGGCGGACCAUCUACGAGUACCACCGUGUGGAGCUGACCAAGACAAGGAUCACCAACUCCUCUGCGGUGGAAUUUACACCGUUGCCCACGUGUCUCCAGUUCACAACCUGUAGAGCGUGUAUCUCCUCCCAGGUUAACUUCAACUGCAGCUGGUGCCAUCGACUCAACAGAUGUUCCAGUGGAUUUGACCGUCAUCGGCAGGACUGGGUGGACAACAACUGUCCAGAUGAGACAAAGGACAAAAUGUGUGACAUAAUUGACACCACAUACCUCUACCCGUUCACCACAUCUGUUGGCGCCAAGACCACACCCAGAAAAAAAGAGGCCCAACCCUCGACUUCACAGCCCCCCACCAGCGCCCCAACUGAAGAUGAUACCAAGAUUGCGCUGCAUCUCAGAGAAAAUCAAGUGAUGCCAGCAGACAGCACGGUGGACCGUACGACGGGCCCACAUCCUCUGCACACGGGUUUGAUCCUGGGCGUCCUGUUGGUGAUGCUCAUCAUGGUGGCGGGGGUGAUGGUCACCGUCUACAUCUACCAUCACCCGACAUCGGCCGCCAGCCUCUUCCUGAUCGAGAGACGGCCGAGCAGGUGGCCGGCCAUGAAGUUCCGCCGUGGCUCGGGCCACCCGUCCUACGCCGAGGUGGAGCCGGCGGGCCACGAGAAGGAGGGCUUCAUCGUGUCUGAGCAGUGCUGAGGGCCAAAUUUCCAGCCAGUGAGGGACGCCGUCACCUGGAUCAUCCUGGAUCUGGAGAAAAGACUCGUUUUGCCGAGCGACUGAAGAUGAGGACGCCACGGAAGGACAACAUGGCUGCCUCGACUGCGACUGUAUGGCAACAGGAGGGAAUGGCACCAUAUAUAUUUUCAAGAACAAUGUGUGAAGGGAUUUACACUUUAUUGUGGCUGAGGUACUACAAUACAGUAUAGGCUUUGAAUGUCCAUCCGGUUAUGUCUUACUUUGCAUUUUCUUCUCAUGGCAUGUUUUCACAGGCCUUUUCUUUUUUCUUGUUUUUUAUUUCACUAACAGCGUAGCAGGUUUGAUUGACUUUUGUACAGCGUUUAUGUACACAUUAAUCCUGCAGAGCCUACAUCAUCUAUCACAGCAAAGUUCAGAAAAUUAUGGUUUUAUUUGAUUUGUGGUAUUAUAUAUACAGGUAUAUAUAUAUUUGUUACUAUGGCUGACACUGAAAAAUAAUCAUCCCAUAGAAAUGAAGUGGUAAUGCUACGGUAGAUUAAAAAGUCACAUUUUCUCUAUAAAAAUUGAUAAUAUUAUGAGAGUAAAGUAAUUUUACGGGGGAAAUUAUUAAAGGCAAAUUUUAAUGAGGACAAAAAGUCAUUUAUUAGGAAGUAAAUUCUAAAACAUUUGUUUACAACUAUUCUUGUAGAUUCCUACUUUUUUCAAGAAAAAAACUGCUAUAUGACCUUAUUAUCUUAUGAAUACAACCUUUUCUCUGAGAAGACUUUUUUCUUUUCUUUUUUUUCUUCAAAAUACAACCAUUCUCAUAAGAUUACUACUUUUUUCCCCAUGAAAUCUAAUUUGUUUCCCCUCGAUUACUACUUUUUUCUUAAGGAAAAAAAACAAAUUUAUUUCCAUAUUACUACUUUUUCUGUACUUUUUUCUUUAAAAUGUUUUAUUUAAUUCUCGUACGAUUAUUACUUUAUCCACCAAAGUCGGACUUUCCCCCCCCCCCUUUUGAAAAUGUUUUAAUUUAGAUUACGACUUUUUUUCAAAGAAGAAAAAUAAAAUGUGUUUCCCUCUCAAAAUGUUUUAUAUUUUAUUUAGAUCUUUUUUCAACAUGGUCCUGACACUCCUUAGUAGUUUUUGAACAAGUGAUUAGCACUCCUCUAAAUGAUUUCUAAUGAGUUCUAAUCCAAUCAAAAGGUUAGUUGUAUGUAUGUACAUUUUUUUCUUAUUUUACUUUUUUUUCUUUGCUA
Messenger RNA from Phycodurus eques (leafy seadragon), 3155 nucleotides. It is a transcript of the gene plxdc2b, whose product is annotated as plexin domain containing 2b. The transcript has 14 exons. The record is from RefSeq and is a predicted model, not a curated record. NCBI's taxonomy places the organism in Eukaryota, Metazoa, Chordata, Actinopteri, Syngnathiformes, Syngnathidae. Bases 334 to 1917 code for a protein of 527 amino acids.